GCCCUGGAGCGAAUCUGAGUGGUUCGGGUUCUGAAAUAGCGCAGACAAGGGCUGGGGAGAUGGAGAGGAGGGGGUUUGAUUUUGGAGGGUGGCGUGGAGUGGCGGUGGGGACGGGAGAGAGGAGUUCUCGGCAUUUCUCCAGCCCGGCUUCCGGGCCGCUAGCUCGGCGCCGCCUCCCCGGGCGCGCUCCGGGAGUCCCCAGGUUCAGGCCGCCGGCGGCUCGGCUGGCGCCGGGCGAGGCUGCCGGGGAUGCGGAGAAGCCGUGCGCUCCACAGCGCUGCGGUGGGGGGCUUAGAGAGGGCUCCAGGGAGGUUUGCAGAGCCCCAGGCUGUGUGCACGUUGGGCCGCUGGCCGGCUGUGGCUAUGCACGGUCCGAAGUUCUUCCGAGUGGGCGCGGGUCCCGGAGCCCGUAGGGACAGAGGCGUCCUGGGUAAUAGGACCGACUGACCUGCUGCGCGCGCGCACACAUACAUACACAUACACACACAUACACACACCCCCCUCCAUAGGGGGCGACGGCAGCAGGAGUGUUGAGUCUAGGUUCCGGUACAGGGACGUGCAGAGCCUCGGUCCCGGGCACGCGCAGGCGCGCCUGCACUCACAAAACACGCUUGUUUUAGGGGCAGGCGACAAGGCCAGCGCUGAAAAAUGCUUCAGCGCGACCCCACCGACCGCUCAGGCCUCCGUAGGCGAGAGACACAGCUCCAAGGCUGGGGUCAGGAAGGCAAACGACCCAGAUCCGGACCCAGGAGGCGGGUGGGGGAUGGCAGGUCCCGCUCAGUUUCCCUCCGAGUGGGUCUCUGGGACCCAGCGAAGGUGGAGCAGGGAGACCCUGAAGCCCGGGGCUGGGGGCUGCCCCGUUUGCUCAGCCCAAGGAGACCCGUGGCGGGAGCGUCCUCUCCCUGGGAGAGGUGGGAGUUAGCCGCGCCCAGCGCACACAGACUUAGGAGCCAAGUAGUUGUAGGUUGUCUUUGCGCGUCCUCGUGGCUCCGGAGACGAUUUAGAAUUUGGAAUUUGAAGGGAUCGCAAAGCACAUCACAACCUGGGGCAGGGGGUACACUUACAACCGCGCUGGCUACCUCUGAAGCCUGUGUCCUCUCUCAGCCUCGCAGUCCCUGCAGCGGCACAGUCGUGUAUGGAGCUUUGGGCGGGGGCUGAGCCCGCGGUCUUGUCCCCCGCCCGCCGCACCAGCCAUGCGGUCCCCUGGGCGCGCGGAGCCCCGGCUGCCAGGCCUCCGGGGCUGAGCCGGGAGCCGCGGGAGAAGGAGGCGCGGGCCGCGGAGCCGGCACGGGAGCCGCGGCGGCGGGCAGCGCGGCGGACCCAGUACUAUGGCUGUGUACUGCUAUGCGUUCAAUAGCCUGGUGAUCAUGAAUAGCGCCAACGAGGGGAAGAGCGGCGGCGGCCCCGGGCCCAGCGGCAGCGAGACGCCCCAGUCCCCCGGGAGGGCCGUGCUCAGCCCCGGCAGCGUUUUCAGUCCUGGGAGAGGAGUCUCUUUCCUCUUCCCCCCAGCCGAGUCGCUGUCCCCCGAGCACCCCCAGAGCUCCGGGGGCUGGAGGAGCAGCCGGCGCAGGCUGAAUAGUAGCAGCGGCAGCGGCGGCAGCAGCGGCAGCAGUAGCAGCGUGGGCAGCCCGAGUUGGACUGGCCGCCUGCGAGGGGACGGGCAGCAGGUGGUGGCCGCCGGUACCCUCUCCCCGCCAGGGCCAGAGGAGGCCCAGAGGAAGCUGCGGAUCUUGCAGCGCGAGUUACAGAACGUGCAGGUGAACCAGAAGGUUGGCAUGUUCGAAGCGCACAUCCAGGCUCAGAGCUCCGCCAUUCGAGCGCCCCGCAGCCCGCGUCUGGGGAGGGCUCGCUCGCCCUCCCCGUGUCCCUUGCGCAGCAGCAGCCAGCCCCCUGGAAGGGUCCCCGCUCAGUGUGCCGGGAGCGAGGAACGGAGGACAAAGUCUUGGGGGGACCAAUGUCCAGAGACUUCAGAGGCUGACCCUGGGAAGAGAGGAAGGCCCAGCCCCUCGCACAACAAGGAGGGAGUGGCAGCUCUCCCGGGCCGGACUGUCCCAGCAGAAUCAGGGGCUCAGGAUUCAGCCGUGUUGAUGAGGAUGGAGAAGGGUGUACCUGCCAGUUCCCCCUGUGGAUCACCCACAGCUAUGGAAAUUGACAGAAGGGUCUCUCCUCCGGGAACUCUGAGCUGCUCAGCUCCCUCAUUGGGGCUGGUUGGAGCUAGCUUAGUGGUGGCCAAAGACGUCGCAGCGAGAGCCGCAUCCACUGGGCUACACCGUCCACAUGAUCCUGCCCUCGUUGAGCAGUCUGGGAGGGCUUGCAAGCUUGAAGAUCCGCACCCCUGGGAGACCCUGGAGAUGAGGCAUGGCCAAUUUCUGGGCAGUGAGACAAGCCCAGCCCCAGAGAGAGGUGGGCCCCGAGGAGAGCCUCUUGGGAAGAUGGGGAAAGGAAAUCUGUCUUGUGGCGCAUGGGGCUCCAGAGUGCCUGAAGUGGUGGAAAGGCCAAAGGAGAAGACAGUUAGUGUGCAGAGCUUGGAGCCCUUUGAUGCCCUGAGCUUGUCCAGGCCCCCCAGAGACUUGGGUGCAGUAAGCCCCGACAAGGUCCGAAGUGGUGCCCUUGUGGGCGGGAGCCCUCGGCAGCCCUCGGCCAGAGUGGAGGAAGGGUCUCCAACAAGGGGCUUGCUUGGCGGAAGCCGGUCAGCACAGCUGGGGACCAGGGAGGUGGAGGCGGGAAUUCCUUCUGGCAGAAUGCUGGAGCCUUUGCCUUGUUGGGAAGCGGCAAAAGAUCUGAAAGACCCUCGGUGCUUUCCUGGGGACAGGAUGGGUGCCCAGCCUGGGAGCUCCAAGGCUUGGCAGGGCCCCAUGGAGCAAGCUGGUUUGGCCUGGACGCGUGGCACAGGGGUACAGUCUGAGGGGAAUUGGGAAAGCCAGAGGCAGGAUACAGACACCCACCCCAGUGUGGAGCUGCUGACCCCAGAUCAGAAGGACAAGCCUUUUCUGAGAGAGGCCUGCAGCCCCAGCACCAUACCUGCGGUCAUCAUUACAGAGGUGGGCGCCCAGGAGCACGUUGGUUUGGAGGAGGUACAGGGAAGCCCUCUGGGCAACUUGCCCCUGAGGAAACUGUCCUCUUCCUCGGCCUCCUCCACGGGCUUCUCCUCAUCCUAUGAGGACUCAGAGGAAGACAUCUCCAGUGACCCUGAGCGUACCCUGGACCCCAACUCAGCCUUCCUACAUACCCUGGACCAGCAGAAGCCCAGAGUGAGCAAAUCAUGGAGGAAAAUAAAAAACAUGGUGCACUGGUCUCCCUUUGUCAUGUCCUUCAAGAAGAAGUACCCCUGGAUCCAACUGGCGGGACACGCAGGGAGUUUCAAGGCAGCUGCCAAUGGCAGAAUCCUGAAGAAACACUGCGAGUCGGAGCAGCGCUGCCUGGACCGGCUGAUGGUAGACGUGCUGAAGCCCUUCGUGCCUGCCUACCACGGGGACGUGGUGAAGGACGGGGAGCGCUACAACCAGAUGGACGACCUGCUGGCCGACUUCGACUCGCCUUGUGUGAUGGACUGCAAAAUGGGUGUCAGAACCUACCUGGAGGAGGAGCUCACAAAGGCCCGGAAGAAGCCCAGCCUGCGGAAGGACAUGUACCAGAAAAUGAUUGAGGUGGACCCGGAGGCUCCCACCGAAGAAGAGAAAGCACAGCGGGCUGUGACCAAGCCUCGGUACAUGCAGUGGCGGGAGACCAUCAGCUCCACAGCCACCCUGGGGUUCAGGAUUGAGGGCAUCAAGAAAGAAGACGGCUCUGUGAACCGAGACUUCAAGAAGACCAAAACGAGGGAGCAGGUCACCGAGGCCUUCCGAGAAUUCACUAAAGGAAACCAUAACAUCCUGAUUGCCUACCGGGACCGGCUGAAAGCCAUUCGAACCACCCUAGAAGUUUCUCCCUUCUUUAAGUGCCACGAGGUCAUCGGCAGCUCCCUCCUCUUCAUCCAUGACAAGAAGGAGCAGGCCAAGGUGUGGAUGAUUGACUUUGGGAAGACCACGCCCCUGCCCGAGGGCCAGACCCUGCAGCAUGACGUUCCCUGGCAGGAGGGGAACCGGGAGGAUGGCUACCUCUCGGGGCUGAACAACCUCAUCGACAUCCUGACAGAAAUGUCCCAGGACACCCCAGUCGCCUGAGGCCACCCUGCCCACCACCUCAGCCUUUUUGUCUCCUCCUUUGCCUCUCUUCUCUUUUUUAAUUUUUCCUUCACUUCUACCUGGGCCCAAGGCCCAGAACUGACCUUCCUGAACUGCACUACAAGACACUUUGUAGAAGCCAAGAGAUGAGAUUUUCUAGUUUUCCUAACUUUAGGGCUUGGAGGUGGCCUUUCCAUUGCUCUUUGUAAAUAGAAUCACCUCUCGAAGUGAAAUGCCCAGACCUAGGCUUCGUGGUCUAUAGAGGGUAGAUGGGUUUAGAGCUGGAGGGGGAGGUCUCUGGCUGCUGAGGAGGCCCUGCCAGCAAGCCCUGCCUCUGGGAAGACCUAGGCCGCGCUGGCCCGGCGGGCUACCUAUGGAGGCCUGCUGCCCCCUGGAGGCCAAUGUGCUUAGCGCUGCUGCCAAGCGCUCCCUGUUUCCGCCAGGGCCUCCCAGCCAGGGUGCCAGUGCGCAGGCCAGGUGCCGGGUGCCUGGUACCUGGCCUGGAAGCCCAGCUUUCUGGUAGUUAGGGCACAAAACCACAGGGAUACCACAUGUCGUCCAUGGCUGAAGUACCUUCCAAUGAGCAGCUCCAGAGGCUUCAGAGAUGUGUCCUUUCUAGGGCUGCUAAAACAAGGACCCCUGUCCAUCUGGCAGGUGAGGCUAGAAACUCUUCAAGGGCUUUGAGCCAGACCCAGGAGCAGGAGAAGGCUGAUGCAACCUUGGCCUUCCCAGAAGGGAGCAGGCAGGAGCUAGCUCUGUUCUCCCACCUGCAAUUGCCACUGUGGUUUCAGAGGGCAAGCCGCACUCUGGGCUGCCACCUGGGGGAUGGAACCUGGAGCAUCUCUGGGACCCUGCCCCCAGGGGAGGAUGCUCUUCUUUUGCCCCCCACCUGCCUGGUGCUGAUGGGCCCACCCUACCUGCAUACUGGGGGUUUCUCCUGGGACCCAGAGGCCCUGACAGAUCCAGAAAGGAGUGGGUUGGAGGGGCCUGCACCAGGCAGAGGGGAGGCAGGAUUCUGGCUUACUGGCAUCAUUUUUUAAAAUAUCCCCCAAACAGGUCUUCUGGCCUGAAGGGCUUAGAGCCCUGUUUCUCUAAGGCAGUGUGGAGAGCCUUCAGGGCAUGUGAAGGGACCCAGGGGGUGCUCCAGGCAUUCCUUACUGGGCUCCCCUGUGCUGCUUGAAGAUUCAUGGGGAACCGUUUUGAGCUUUAUUUUAACUGAAAGCCAGUAAGGCUGUAUUAUUGAGAGGAAUGUAAGAUUCGUAUGAGUUUUUAAGAGCAAAUCUUCCAGAUCCAUGGCCAGUGGCUCUGUGCCCCCCUCCCCAGGCCCCUCAGGGCUCACCGCUCCCUUCUCUGCUAUCAGGUCCAGGAGCCCAAGGAGUAGUCCUGAGGCUCUAGCUGGACACCGGGCCAGCGGGGCUGCUGCCGGGACACAGAGGGAGAAAAUGUGGACCAAAGUGUGUGCGCCUGGAGGGCUCGCUGCUGUGGGGUGGGGGGGCGCCCCCAGAGUCUCUGGGGGAACUGCCCACUUGCCCACAGGACAUGUAUGUUUCCUUCUAGGGCUGGGUGCAGGAGUGACAGUUGGUGGGGGUGGACGGUAAGACACAUGAGGAUGUAUAAGUACAGAUUUUAAGAAAGGAAAUCACUUAAACUUCCUGGCUCUUGUUGAAAAUAGUGGUGAGCGCCUAUGUGGGCUGACUUGCUAAAGGUCACACCCCCGCCCAAGCUGAGCACGAGAGACCUCGUGACAGCACAUGAUCUGGAAGGCAGGCAGGACGGGGGCGUGGGGAGCAAAGCCAGCUCCGGGUCUCCAGAGCUGUCAUCCUCUUCAGGUUAGAAAGGACCCCGGUGGUCUAUGUUUCAGCCAUUUGCAAGGAAGGGGCAACAUUAAUUCAGACAUGGAAAUUCUAUAACUAUGGACUGGCCAACAGUUACCCUCAUUCCCUCUACGAAAAAAGUUUGCUAAAGCAAAUUAAUGAUACGAACAAAAAUUACAGGGGAGUGGCUUAAACUGUUGUAAGAGAACAAAACUUUCCAAGCACUUUAAGCAGGCACCAGUUGCUUGCAAACAAUGUGCUAAUAUGCAAAUGAUUUGUUUAUUGAGGGAGGCCUAUGGGGCCUCUUAUUGGUUAAUAUUUUGCUUUGGGUUAUAUCAUAUGUGUGAAAGUGCUAUACAGUGGCAUCAUAUUAGGGUUAUUCUAAUACUUCGGGGGUUUUGGUUUGUUUUGUUUUUUGUAUUUACCAUGCUAGUUGUCCUCUUUCACGCCUACUCUGUCACUCAGAGUACCCACCCCUUUGUCCUGCCAUCUGGCCUUUCCCCCUUGUCUGUGUGGGAUAGAUGGAUCCUGGAAUGGAAUCUCCCCGAACCCCUGCCCUAGCUGUCUAAAGACCAUGCUUGCCCAGCCCUGGUCCCCCCAGGGACUCCUUGGGUCCUGGCUCUGCAGGUGUCAGGAGGUGGCACAAACUAUGCACACCUGUGCACAGGUGAGUGGGUGCUGGGCCCUCCCGCUCUGUCCUCCUGGGCUCCCUGGGGUUCUUGGUGUUGAGCACUGCUUAGCGUUCUCGGGAAGGUUUCCUCAACUGCUUUUCUCAGACUUGCCUUUAGUGUCAUGUAAGUUUUUAAGUUAUAUUUAUUUUGUCGGUUUUUAAAAUUGCACAGAACACUAAGACUGAAAGGCUGGCCUCUUUCUCCUUUAGAGCUUUGACUUCAUUUUGAACUUCCUUUCCCACUCGUAGAAACAGCCUGGAAGCAGCCCUGGCCCCCAGGGUGGACACUUGCCUCCUUUAGUUGUAUUUAGCUUUGAGUUUCUCUGCACCUGUCAACCCUGUGUGUAUAUAACCCAGCCCCUUGCCAAGGGUGUUCACCCUGUCAGUGCCUUCGUUCUGGAGGAGAGGAUCUCCCCUGCCAGAGAGGCCUUCCUUCCCUUCUGCACCCCUCUCCCCACGGGAUCUUGGAGAAAACUGAACUGUUAGAAACCCCCUGCACCAUGCCUGUCAGACAGACUGCAGUGUAUAAAUAAAGGCCCUGGAGACCA
Nycticebus coucang (slow loris) is the source of this 7195-nucleotide messenger RNA. It is a transcript of the gene ITPKB, whose product is annotated as inositol-trisphosphate 3-kinase B. Bases 1329 to 4163 code for a protein of 944 amino acids. The record is from RefSeq and is a predicted model, not a curated record. The transcript is spliced from 8 exons. Gene Ontology annotation, cellular component: cytoplasm; nucleus. Gene Ontology annotation, molecular function: inositol tetrakisphosphate kinase activity; inositol-1,4,5-trisphosphate 3-kinase activity. Lineage: Eukaryota; Metazoa; Chordata; Mammalia; Primates; Lorisidae. Gene Ontology annotation, biological process: inositol phosphate biosynthetic process.